AAUCCCAACAGAUUGCCUCCCAUUCCAUCCAAAUCAACCCAUGAAUCUGGAGAAUCAUCUUCAAUGGAUCCGGAGCUGGCGAAAGCAGGAAGAAAAGGGCAAGAAGAAUACAGCUGAUACCGUAGUCCCCCAUCGAUUUGAUGUCCUCUUCGGACGGGGACGUCAUACCACAAAUCACACGGGCAAUGUGAGAGCUGCACAUAUCGCAGACAUGUUUCGAGACAAAUAUGAGGCUGCUGGGAAGUAUGGAAAGACAGCAAUUGCUGAACGUAUUGUCACAAUUAUCCAAGAAUCGCAUGGUCGGUUUUUGAAGUGGGAAGAUGACACAUGGGAAGAAGUGGACCAACAAACUGCGAGGAAUAAGAUUUCCCACUUUUAUCGAAACACGCGCAACAAAGGUGGCCCCAGCAAAAGCAAGGUAUCCCCAUCUGACGGCUCGGCUAGUUGUGGAGUGACCAGCUCAGAGGGAGAGUCGCUGGCGUCAGUUUUGUCCAAGAGAACACACUCAGAUUCACUGCAACAAUUACCACAGCGAAUUCAGAAACGGCACCAACGGGACGACUAACUCAAGGGGUUGUCAAAGAUUGGGACUUUGGAUUCCGGGAUGUCAGUGGAUGUAAUGCUGCUUCUCUGUGGGAGCCAACCUCCAGUAAUAUACAGUGUGGCAUGUUGGACAUUGGAGCUUGUGUUUGUCCCAGUAAGACUGAGCAUUCCUCUUGUUCGUUCGGUUACCUUGGUCUAUGGCAUCGCAAGCCGUCUCUUGGUAUCCGUUAUUGCGAGGUAAGCCGUAGUGCAAACGGGUACCGGUGUGUUUCGGUGGGCCUCAGAGCUGCAACGAGGCAGGCUUUGCACCCACCGCUUUGCACCCACGCAGCCAAGGCUUUGCACAAUCCAGUAUGGCUGGAGGAUCCGAGAUUCUCUACGAGGCGUUGCUGGUUUGUCUCUGGCAAACGUCAUGAAGACUUUCGUUGCUCCCAGACAAGCUCACACCAAUGCAACACUGUGCCGUCUUCAAUCCUCCCCACCUGAUAGCCAAGUACGUAGAGGUUGCCCUGGAUAUAUCGUGAUCCCGAUGUAGGCCAGCUCAAUUGUUCAGAAGUGCAAACUGGAAACCAAUAAGUUAAGCCUCCAUAGACAAGCCCCUGCUCAGUCAUGAGAAAUAAGUACUACUACCAGGUAGUAAGUAGAUACGUUAAGGAGCGAGGGGGGCUAAGCUAGGCAGCGCAUGCAGUGGUCGCACUCAUUGGGUGAGAGUGUGGGGGUGCUGGUACCAUAAGUGGCUGGUUUCAGAGUUGACCUUU
This is a messenger RNA of Seminavis robusta, 1301 nucleotides long. The record is from the annotation of a GenBank genome assembly. NCBI's taxonomy places the organism in Eukaryota, Bacillariophyta, Bacillariophyceae, Naviculales, Naviculaceae.